Orbicella faveolata is the source of this 1494-nucleotide messenger RNA. RefSeq lists its product as uncharacterized. Gene Ontology annotation, cellular component: CAF-1 complex; nucleus. The record is from RefSeq and is a predicted model, not a curated record. Gene Ontology annotation, biological process: nucleosome assembly. Lineage: Eukaryota; Metazoa; Cnidaria; Anthozoa; Scleractinia; Merulinidae.
CUCCAGCUCGCAAAUGUUGAGGUUCUUGGCUUGAAAUCUUCUCUUUUCUCUUUUUCCUCACGUUUCUCUUCCUUUCUUUAGUUUCUUGAUGCUCUUUUAGGGGUUUAGAUUACAUGGUGGGCCCUAAAACUAUGAGAAAUCCUGGCCAAACUUCGGAACAACGCGUUCAAGGCGAAACGAGUAGCGAAGCAUGUGCCAAUGAUUCCGAGAGAGAUGACUGCGAGAGCCCGCCAUGCAAGAGACUGAAACAAGCUGUGUUACCCUUUUCAGUUUUAACUUCAACUUCUUUGACUUCUCCUGGUUGUUUCAAACCUUCAGUUUCCUCCAAAAAUAAUGUUAUUGGAGACAAUAACUCUGAAAGCAAACCACCAGAGUCUGGUGAAAAGGCCCCUCAAACAAAUGGAGGACUAGUAACUGGGGCACCUUCUCCUCCUGAUGUAAAAGACAAUUCAGUAAAGCCACAGAUUUCAACUGAUCCCUCUAAAGUUUCCAAGAAUUUGGGUUUGGAGAAUAAGGAGGAAAGGACAAGUGGACAAAGGGAUUCAAACAGCAUUUCCUCACCAGAAUCCAAUUCCUCAUCUCACAAUGAAGAUGAAUUAAUGAUUAUAGAUCAAUCUCCCCCAGCGAACGUUGCUGUCAAUACAAAAGUAACGGACAACAGGAGGACGCCAGUGCUAAAAAGUGCUGAAAAGCUAAAGCGAAAAGAAGAACGGGAAAAAGAAAGGCAGGAAAAGCAAAGAUUGAAAGAAGAGAAACUGAAAGAAAAACAGGAGGCAAAGGCAGUAAAGGAAAGGGAAAGGCUAGAAGCCAAAAGAAAGCGUGACCAGGAAAGACAGGAAAAGCAAGCUGAGAAGGAAAGAAAAGAGAAGGAGAGAGUAGAAAAGAAGGAGAAGGAAGAAAAAGAACGACUAGAAAAGAAAGAAAAGAGAGAUGAGGAAAGAAGAAAACGGGAAGAGGAAAAAAAGUAUGGUUGUUCUCUUAAGGGAUAUAAAUAGAGUACAGAAAACUAUAUAUGCAGGCGCUACCACAUUGUCAGCAGGCUGAGAUUCUUAAUUUUCCCAGUAAGCAGGAAAAAAAUGACAUCUGAACAAGUGAACUUGUUGCAGCCCUAACUUCUGGGUUACAGUCUGACAUCGAACCAAUUUUUGCAGUGCUCUCCAACAGGUGUUUUUGUUGGAGAACCUUUCUUUCUCAUGUAUGCUCUGGAAACAGGGUGGUUCAGUGAAAACAUCUAUAUACAUGUAGUUUUCUAAAACUCAUUUAUUUAAUAACUCAUCAAGUUAAAAAAUUUAAACUAUAACUGUGGUGGUGGUUGGAGAUCUGGUGUUAAUGAGCAUAAAGUUUUAUAAUUUUAUUUCUCUGUUUUCUCUUUAGAUUUAGUUUUGUUUGAGAGGAUACAAUAUAUAUGAAGCACUCAGGACCCUAUUUGACAACAUUUCCAAACACCUCAAAGUUCUUUAAAAAAUUGUCUGUUGUGUGUUUUAUUUUCAACUC